This is a messenger RNA of Apiotrichum porosum, 1098 nucleotides long. RefSeq lists its product as uncharacterized. NCBI's taxonomy places the organism in Eukaryota, Fungi, Basidiomycota, Tremellomycetes, Trichosporonales, Trichosporonaceae. Gene Ontology annotation, cellular component: cytosol. The record is from RefSeq and is a predicted model, not a curated record. Gene Ontology annotation, molecular function: NAD binding; glyoxylate reductase (NADPH) activity; hydroxypyruvate reductase [NAD(P)H] activity. Bases 1 to 1098 code for a protein of 365 amino acids. The transcript has 6 exons.
AUGCCCUCCAUCCUUGUUACCCGCAACGUCGGCCCCGCAGCCAUGGCCAAGCUCGAGGCCUCGGGCUUUGACCUCAUCGUCAACCCCGUCGACGCCGAGCCCACCCGCGCCUGGGUCCUCGAGAACAUUGCCAACCCCGAUGUCAUUUCCGUCUGCCUCAUGCACGGCCAGGGCAGCGACAAGGUCGACGAGGAGUUCCUGAACGCCUGCAACCCCAACUUGAAGACUGUUAGCACCUUCUCGGUCGGCUUUGACCACAUCGACGUCAAGGGUGCCAACGCCCGCGGUAUCAAGAUUGGCCACACCCCCGGUGUGCUCUCCGACUCGGUGGCCGACAUUACCACCAUGCUCGUGCUCAUGACUAUGCGUCGUGUCCAGGAGGGUAUCGACCUUAUCAAGAGCGGUGGCCCAACGGCUCCGCUCCUCACCCCUUGUGCACGCUCCAUACCUCUUGCUAACGCACUCCAGUGGCCCAAGCUCCCCUGGGCCCCCUUCGUCAUGUGCGGCCCCAACAUCGGCCACCCCAACCUCACCAUUGGCUUCUUGGGCUUUGGCCGCAUCUCCGAGGUCGUCGUCGACCGCCUCCUCGCGUUCACCUCCAAGACCGCCCCGCCUACCAUCCUGUACAACUCGUCGCGUGCCCGCGACAACCAGGCGCAGCUCGACGCCGACUUCUCCAAGCGCUGGGGCACGACCGUGCGUCGCGCCGAGGUCGACGAGGUGGCCGAGAAGAGCGACGUCGUGAUUGUCCUGUGCUCGCUCAACCCCUCGACCACCGACCUUGUCAACGCUGCGUUCCUCAAGAAGAUGAAGAAGUCGGCCAUCCUCGUCAACGCCGCUCGCGGCCCCAUCGUCAACAGCGAGGACCUCAACGCCGCCCUCGACGCCGGCGAGAUCUACGGUGCGGGCCUGGACGUCAUCACUGGCGAGCCCCACGUCGCUCCCGACCACCCCCUCGUCCUCAACUCGCGCUGUGUCGUCAUCCCCCACAUGGGAUCCGCCGACAUGGACACCAGGGCCGCCAUGGGCGACCUCUGCGUCAGCAACGCCAUUGCCGGCGCCAAGGGCGAGGCGCUGGUGGCCGAGGUCAAGGUCUAA